AUGAAACAGACACGUCGUCUAUUGGGAAAAAAAGAGUCUCGCCCUCAUAUUGAUAAUUGCUGUGUCUAUAAGACGCCGAUCAAACUUACUGCCGGAAAUCUCUUUGAGUCGUCUCUGCAGAAUACUUUCGACAUUAAUUUACGGAAUUCCAAAUGGAUAGAACACAUCAGCUAUAUCAUGCACACAUUGGGAUUGUAUUCGGCUGAAUCUGAAGAAGAAAAAUUUCGAGAAAUCCCGAAGAAAUGGACGAGAUUUUUUAGAAGAUUCCUCAGAAUGGUUUCUGUUCUUCAACCUAAUAUUGCAAAUUUUUAA
Molecule: messenger RNA, 312 nt
Organism: Temnothorax curvispinosus
Lineage: Eukaryota; Metazoa; Arthropoda; Insecta; Hymenoptera; Formicidae
Exons: 3
Coding region: 1-312 (103 amino acids)
Source: RefSeq, a predicted model, not a curated record